GGGAGAGCAGAGGACACGGCCAGCACAGGACUAACGGCACAAAGAACCCCUGCCUCACUCGUCAUCCUCUCAGACAGGUUGGAAACCUCGGCAUACUCAACAGCUUGUAAGCUACUGACUCGUCUCCGUCUGUCAGAAGUGUUCAUCUUUUCCUUCUUCAUUCUGCAUCAUGUUGCACCCGGUUGCUAUCUGCUGUUUCCUUUCCACCUCACUCUGCGUGUUGGUGCUGUGCAGUGCCCAGUCAGACUCUGGCAACAGUGUGAUCCAGCUACGUUUAGCUGGGGAGAAGAAGAAGCACUACGAGGGCCGGGUAGAAGUUUUUUACAAUGGAGAGUGGGGAACAGUGUGCGAUGAUGACUUCUCCAUCUCUGCUGCCCAAGUGGUGUGCAGAGAGCUGGGCUUCACGGGCGCCGAGUCCUGGUCGCCCUCAGCCAAGUAUGGAAAAGGGGAAGGCCGUAUCUGGCUAGACAAUGUGCACUGCACAGGUGGAGAAAAGAGCCUGGCUCAGUGUGAGUCCAACGGCUUUGGAGUAUCUGACUGCAGACAUUCAGAAGAUGUCGGUGUGGUGUGCAGUUCGAAGCGCAUUCCAGGAUUCAAGUUAAUCCGGAACCAUGCCAACAGCCAGGAGGGCUUGACAGUACAGGUGGAGGAUGUGAGGAUCAGAGCCACAUAUUCUCACAGAAAAAGGAUUCCCAUUACUGAGGGUUUUCUGGAGGUCAAAGAUGGAGGCAAGUGGAGACAGAUCUGCAGUGAGAAUUGGACCAAGAUGGAUAGCAGGGUCAUCUGUGGCAUGUAUGGCUUCCCUGGGGAGAAACGCUUCAAUACCCAACCCUACAAAUUGCUGGCCAAGCGUCGAAAGAAGAACUACUGGGGCUUCUCUGUUAACUGCACAGGCAGCGAGGCAGACCUUUCUGAUUGUAAACUGGGCCGAGAGAUAGAGCAGAAGGGCAACAGCACCUGUGGGCAGGGCAUGCCUGUAGUGGUUAGUUGUGUGCCUGGGCGGGCCUUUGCUCCUAGUGUCAGCGCCGGGUUCAGAAAGGCCUACAGGGUGGAGCAACCCUUGGUACGUCUAAGAGGUGGCGCUAUGAUAGGAGAAGGGCGAGUGGAGGUGCUAAAGAAUGGCGAGUGGGGAACAGUGUGUGAUGAUAACUGGAACAUUCGCACUGCCACCGUGGUGUGUCGAGAGCUGGGGUUCGGCAGCGCCAAAGAGGCCCUGACUGAUGCACGAAUGGGACAAGGUAUCGGACCGGUCCACAUGAACGAGGUGGAGUGCUCUGGGUUUGAAAAGUCUCUGACUGAGUGCUACUUUAACCCCAACUCUUUGGGCUGCAGCCACGAGGAAGAUGCAGCAGUCAAAUGUAAUGUUCCUGCCAUGGGCUUCCACAAUAGACUUCGGUUAAAUGGUGGUCGUAACCCCUACGAGGGCCGUGUGGAGGUCCUGGCAGAGAGAAAUGGCUCUUUGGUGUGGGGCACGGUGUGCAGUGACAGCUGGGGGACUAUGGAGGCCAUGGUAGUGUGCAGACAGCUAGGCUUGGGCUUUGCCAGCCAUGCUUUUCAGGAAACAUGGUACUGGAAAGGAGACUCAUCAGCUGAUGCUGUGGUGAUGAGUGGCGUGAGGUGUUCAGGAACAGAGCUGACUCUGGAGCAGUGCCUACAUCACGGGAAACAUAUUGUCUGUCCCAAAGGAGGCGGACGCUUUGCUGCUGGGGUCUCUUGUACACAGACGGCCCCUGACCUGGUGCUGAAUGCUCAGGUUGUGGAGCAGACCACAUACCUGGAGGACAGGCCCAUGUAUGCUCUGCAGUGUGCCCAUGAGGAGCGUUGUCUGUCCCGCAGCGCAGACAAAGCUGACUCUAGCUCCUACCGCCGCCUUCUUCGCUUCUCCUCCCAGAUCCACAACAAUGGCCAGUCAGACUUCAGACCUCGGGCGUCACCUCAGUCCUGGAUCUGGCACGACUGUCACAGGCAUUACCACAGUAUGGAAGUUUUCACCUACUAUGACUUGAUGAGUCUGAACGGCACUAAAGUGGCAGAGGGCCACAAGGCCAGUUUCUGUCUUGAAGACACCUAUUGUGACGAGGGUAUUCAGAAGAAGUACGAGUGUGCAAAUUUUGGCGCACAGGGAAUCACUGUUGGCUGCUGGGAUACCUACAGGCACGAUAUUGACUGUCAGUGGAUCGACAUCACAGACGUGAAGCCCGGCGACUACAUCUUGCAGGUUGUGAUUAACCCAAACUAUGAGGUUGCAGAAUCAGAUUACACCAAUAACAUUAUGAAGUGCCGCUCCCGGUACGACGGGCAUCGGAUAUGGACGUACAACUGCCAUAUAGGUGGCACACUGAGUUCAGAAACAGAGGAAACAUUUCCUGGAUUGCUGACCAACCAGCUUUCUCACAGGUAGACCUGAGAAGGCCAACGCAGACUAAUAUUUGACCACUAGAGGCAGCUGGGAGGGUGUGCUUUCUUGGAGCAGUGUCGGAUUGUUGGUGAGCUCUGGGCUCAUCUGGUACGGUACACAGUGACUCAAUGGGAACAUGAAACGCUUGCUUACUUAAACCAUUAAUCACAUUCAGAUGUUCAAAAAGUGCUAGUACAGUGUAGAUUUGAUCUGAUGUUUAUUUACCAGGAGAGAUGCCAUGAGGACUGUAGCCAGGUAACUCAUUAAACUAGCUGUGCCAGUGAGUGCCGUCUGUGUCAAAGUUUCCAGUGUUUGGGGGAAUAUUUAAAACCAUAAAUCACAACGUGAGACCACAACUCUUGGACUGAGCUUUGUUUCGAUGGAUGAAAAUAGUGUUCUACUUAAUCUGGUGCUACAACUUGUGCUGUUGCCUCACAGCUGAACUGAGAGACAUUUGCCUCAACAGUAGAGGAUGGUUAAAGGAAUUACUGACUCAAAACUGUAAACAGUAAUAAUUAUAAAGCAUUACAUGACUAUGAUCUGCUCUCAGAGCGAUAGUUAACUUUCAAAAUAUUACUGUAAUCACACCUGCAUUGUAACAAACUGAAAAUAGGAUUUCUAUUUCUAUUAGAGCCUCUAAGCACUUAAUGUACAAACAUUUUGCAAAGAGCUUACUUCUCCCAAGAUUUUGCAUUUCACAUACUUUUUUUUUUUUUGUUAUGUUGUGACAAUAUUUUUAAUUUAUUGAAACUAUACACACAUUUUCAUCCUCUUGAUCUGCGCAUCCCCAAGGCUUCUUUGACAGUGUCUGAGUUUUGUUAAAUUAUUACCAUCAGGGACUCUGAUUACAUUGUGUAAGUGCUGUAACAACCACACAUACAUGUGAAAAUGCUUUUUCGUGGUUUUGUAAAUUAUCUUUUUUUUUUCUCUCUAAUGUAGCAAUUCAAGUGUGCUUCAUUUUUAUGAGAAUACUUGUUUGUUGCUGUCUGCUUUUAUUUUGUAUGCAUGGAUGAAUGUGGGAAAGCAUUAUGUUUUAAAUAAAAUGAAAUGUUUUAC
Molecule: messenger RNA, 3454 nt
Organism: Archocentrus centrarchus (flier cichlid)
Lineage: Eukaryota; Metazoa; Chordata; Actinopteri; Cichliformes; Cichlidae
Gene: loxl2a
Product: lysyl oxidase-like 2a
Exons: 14
Coding region: 170-2401 (743 amino acids)
Biological process (GO): peptidyl-lysine oxidation; collagen fibril organization
Cellular component (GO): membrane
Molecular function (GO): copper ion binding; protein-lysine 6-oxidase activity
Source: RefSeq, a predicted model, not a curated record